AUGCUUACAGCUAUGAGCUCUCCUCCUGUGAUAGAUGAACCUAUUAAAGGUCCCAAAGAUGUGCGACUCAUUCAUUUGAUUAUGAGUUCUCUGGGAGUUCCAGCCUAUUCCCAAACGGUCCCCUUGCAAUUAUUGACAUUUGCCCAUCGCUAUACACAGCAAUUGGUUCAAGAUUCUCAGGUUUAUGCUGAACAUGCUCGUGGGACCGGUGUUCCUAUUUCGGUCGAAGACGUUCGUUUGGCAGUUGCAUCGCAAGUGAAUCAUUCUUUUACGGGUCCUCCUCCCAAAGAAUUUUUGCUAGAAUUAUCUACCGAACGAAAUAGAAAGCCCCUGCCUCAAAUCCAACCAGCUUAUGGCCUGAGGUUGCCUCCUGAGAAGUAUUGCCUUACUCAACCAAACUGGAUUACUAGUAAUGAGUUAAAGAAUACGGAUGCUAUGCAGGAAUUUCCUGAGGAUGUUAGAAUGGACGAGGAGCCGAAUGCACCAGACAUAAAGGAAGAACCGAGAUAA
Molecule: messenger RNA, 510 nt
Organism: Schizosaccharomyces cryophilus OY26
Lineage: Eukaryota; Fungi; Ascomycota; Schizosaccharomycetes; Schizosaccharomycetales; Schizosaccharomycetaceae
Product: SAGA complex/transcription initiation factor Taf9
Exons: 2
Coding region: 1-510 (169 amino acids)
Biological process (GO): DNA-templated transcription initiation; RNA polymerase II preinitiation complex assembly
Cellular component (GO): SAGA complex; transcription factor TFIID complex
Molecular function (GO): protein heterodimerization activity; transcription coactivator activity; RNA polymerase II general transcription initiation factor activity
Source: RefSeq, a predicted model, not a curated record